UACCCAGCAAUUAGCAAGUUAUCAACUGAAAAAAGUAUUUUGACUAGGAAUUAUUUGUCACGAAAUUCAGAACAUAUCAGAACCAGAAACCAUAUGCGAAUAUUUCUUCCUUAUACUCAACUCCAUCGUCGUGUCAAUUAUUUCCACACGCCAUAAUAAUUCAGUACCCCUCACAGAACCAGGCCGUCUCAGAUAAUAUCAACAACGCAGGGUAAAUCCGACAAUCAGCUACUGUCUUCUGUCUCUCCCAAACUGGCCAAAACUUUUCUUUUAUUUGGUUCUUGAAAAAUCUCAAACCCGCAAAAAUACUGCCUUCCGUAUUACGGAUUAUUUAAUGAUUAAUGUUAGCUAACCGUCGGCCAUUAUCCCCGUCGGCCGUACAAUUCACCGCCGGUAGUUUACAAGUAUCCCUCUCCGGCCUCAACUGAGGCGCCGAAUUUCGAGAUUAGAUCUUUGUCUCCUGAGUUACAGAAGGCAUGGAAAGGAAAAUAUGGUUAAAGGUGGUUAUUUUAAUAUGCUUAUGUGCAUUCUCAACUGGCAGAGAACUUAAAGUUGAGGUGAAGCACAAAACGCAAUCACCAGUAUACAAUCACACAUUAGCCACUAUAUUGGUGCAAUAUGCUUCUGCAGUAUAUAUGUCAGAUUUAGUGGAACUAUUAACCUGGACUUGUUCAAGAUGUGAUGGUUUAACCAAGGGGUUUCAGAUGACAGAGCUGAUUGUUGACGUCCAGAACUGUCUGCAGGCAUUUGUCGGAGUGGCAGAGGAUCUUAAUGCCAUUGUUGUUGCUUUCAGAGGCACUCAGGAAAACAGCAUACAGAACUGGGUUGAAGACCUAUACUGGAAGCAAUUAGACAUUAACUAUCCUGGAAUGGAUGAUGCAAUGGUGCACCAUGGAUUCUAUUAUGCGUAUCAUAACACUAGUCUUCGGCCUGGUGUUCUGAAUGCGGUUAAAGUGGCAAAAGAGUUACAUGGAGAUUAUCAGAUUAUGGUGACAGGGCAUUCAAUGGGAGGAGCUAUAGCUGCCUUUUGUGGACUGGAUCUUACUGUCAAUUAUGGUGCUGAUAAUGUGCAAGUAAUGACAUUUGGACAACCUAGAAUUGGCAAUACAGCCUUUGCAUCCUACUAUAGCCAGCUUGUGCCAAAUACCAUUCGUGUUACACACGGUCAUGAUAUUGUGCCUCAUUUGCCCCCAUACUAUCAGUACUUUCCUAAAAAGACCUACCACCAUUUACCAAGAGAGGUCUGGCUCUAUAACAUUUGCCUUGAUAGUUUUGUUUAUCCAGUAGAGAAAGUUUGUGAUGGUUCGGGAGAAGACCCAACUUGCAGCAGGUCAGUGUCUGGGAACAGCAUAGCAGAUCACAUGACAUACUUUGGUGUUCAGUUGGGAUGCGAAGAACCGGUUUCAUGCAAAAUCAUCAUUAUGGAUUCCCUUCUUACUUCUUACAUGACACAAGAUCUUAAUGGAAACAUUGUAUUAUCUCGAGGUAUUUCUGCCUCUACGUUAAGGAUGAAUCCAGAGUCCAGUAAACAGAGUGCACCUUUGUGAUGUUUUGUCUUAGCCUUCUUUGGUUGAACAUUUGCGUUCUGAAAAUGUAUGAUAGCAUGUGUAUAUACUUUUUUUCACAAUGUACAUAAUUAGUUAAAUAGUUAGAAUACUUUUUUGCUGCCUUCAUUAGUGAGUCUAACUGUACCAGGAUAAUGUUCUUUGGGCUAUUUUUUAUGUUCAAAUUGCAAAAGAAAAAGCCAACAUUUCAUUAUCAAACCAUGUACCAUAGUUUGUCAA
This is a messenger RNA of Cuscuta epithymum, 1784 nucleotides long. The record is from the annotation of a GenBank genome assembly. Lineage: Eukaryota; Viridiplantae; Streptophyta; Magnoliopsida; Solanales; Convolvulaceae.